Molecule: messenger RNA, 5057 nt
Organism: Doryrhamphus excisus (bluestripe pipefish)
Lineage: Eukaryota; Metazoa; Chordata; Actinopteri; Syngnathiformes; Syngnathidae
Gene: sarm1
Product: sterile alpha and TIR motif containing 1
Biological process (GO): response to axon injury; negative regulation of MyD88-independent toll-like receptor signaling pathway; signal transduction
Cellular component (GO): dendrite
Molecular function (GO): protein binding; NAD+ nucleosidase activity; signaling adaptor activity
Source: RefSeq, a predicted model, not a curated record
CGGAGCAGCUCUCUGGAGGACGGAUGCUAAAUGAAGUGACAGCUUAUUUUUUUCUUAGCGUGUUUUGUUUGGUAUUUUGUGCGGUUUUAUGAGAAAGUAAAGAUUCCGUCGUGUUUACACUUUAAGACAACAGCUUUUGUUUGUCAUGAAGACAAAAGGAGCUGUUGGAUGGUUGAAAGUAUCAUAUUAUACUGUAAUUAUUUGAAGAUCUUCGCAGGAUGCAGAGGUGAUUAUGAUGCUUUAAGAGGGAGGUGUCACUCUGAGGCCUUGUUUGGAAACAGACAGACCGAACCAUUUCAUGUUCUUGCACACAAAGACGACCUGCCACCAGCGCUUCCGCCGGUAGAUGUUCUUGUCUCUGACGUUUUUCCUGUGGAGGAUCUACCAGCAUUGGACCACAAUGUUCAGCUCAGACCGGCUCACAGUCCCGGACUACGUCAGCCGGCUACAGCGAGGCAGGAGCGGCUCUGGGGGAGAGCAAAGACCGGUGUCUCCCGGGAUCCACGCCGAAGUGCAAGCGGUUCUGGAUACGUCACUCCCCGCCUUGCGCUCCGCCAUACAACGACUUAAAUCCGCCAAGGGAACGUCCGAUUCCAAUGAGACUCGCAGAGCAGUCGCGGAGAUCUUCCAGCUGGUGGAGGAGGCCUGGGUCCUCCCCGGCGUCGGACGUCAGGUGGCUGAAGAGAUCUGCAACAGGAUCCGGCUGGAUGGAGGCCUGGAGCUCCUGCUGCAGCUCCAACAGACACCUGCCGUGGAGAUCACCUACGAGUCCGCUAAGCUGCUGGAGCAGAUACUGGUGUCAGAGAACAGAGACUAUGUAGCCCGUCUGGGGCUGGGGGUCAUCCUGAACCUGACUCGACAACAGGAAGACGCCCAGCUGGCUCGCAGCGUGUCGGGGAUCUUGGAGCACAUGUUCAAACACACAGAGGAGACGUCGGUGCACCUGAUCAAGAACGGCGCCCUGGAUGCUCUCCUGUACUGGUGCAGAGGCACAGACCCCACCGUGCUGCGUCACUGCGCCGUGGCCUUGGCCAACUGCGCCAUGUACGGAGGCCACCGCUGCCAGAGAUGGAUGAUUGAGAAGCAGGCGGCCGAGUGGCUCUUUCCUCUCGCCUUCUCCAAAGAGGACGAACUCAUCCGCUUCCAUGCGUGCUUGGCCGUUACUGUCUUAGCGGCCAAUCGGGAGAUUGAAAAGGAGGUGGUGAAAUCCGGCACCUUGGAGCUUGUGGAGCCGUUCAUUGCAUCGCUGGAUCCAGAUGACUUUGCCCGCAGUCUGUCCGACAGCGCCGACUGCAUGCAGGGGAAGACGGCGUCCGACCUGCAGCACCUCCUGCCGUUGCUGGAUGGCACUAGACUGGAGGGGAAGUGCAUCGCGGCCUUCUACCUCUGUGUUGAAACCAGCAUCAAGUCCCGUCAACGCAACACUAAGAUUUUCCAAGAGAUUGGAGCGGUGCAAAGCCUCAAGAGGAUUGUCAUGUACUCCAGUAACGGAACAGCGAGUUCCCUGGCCAAGCGGGCGUUGAGAAUGAUGGGAGAGGAAGUACCCAAGCGUAUCCUGUCAUGUGUGCCCAACUGGAAGACUUGCGAGGUGCAGACUUGGCUGCAGCAGGUCGGCUUCAGUACCUUCUGCGAUCGCUUCCAGGAGCUCCAAGUGGAUGGAGACCUCCUGCUGAACAUCACAGAGCAGGAUCUGAUUACAGACCUUGGCAUGACUGCUGGCCUCUGCCGAAAAAGGUUCCUAAGAGAUCUACGUGUGCUAAAAACCUACGCCAACUACGCCACAUGCGACCCACACAACAUGGCCGACUGGUUGACAGAAGCGGACCCUCGUUUCCGCCAGUACACCUACGGCCUGGUCCAGUCUGGCGUGGACCGCAACAACAUCCAGAGCCUGACGGAUCAGCAGCUCCUGAACGACUGCUACAUACUCAACGGAGUCCACAGGGCCAAGAUCUUGGCGGUGAGUCGGAAGCCGCUAAGACCCUGCAACACAGACGCCCAACCCGCAGGGCCCGAUGUCUUCAUCAGCUACCGCCGCACCACCGGAUCACAACUGGCAAGCCUCCUGAAGGUUCACCUGCAGGUUCGAGGGUUCAGCGUCUUCAUCGAUGUGGAGAAGUUGGAGGCCGGGAAAUUUGAGGACAAACUGAUUCAGAGCGUGCAACGUGCACGGAACUUCAUCCUGGUCCUGUCUGCCAACGCUCUGGACAAAUGCAUGGGAGACACCGUCAUGAAGGACUGGGUGCAUAAGGAAAUAGUCACGGCCUUGGCGGGGAAGAAGAACAUUGUUCCUGUCACAGACAAUUUCGCUUGGCCUGAUCCAGUGUCUCUUCCAGAGGACAUGAGAUCAAUUCUCAACUUCAAUGGUAUCAAGUGGUCCCAUGAAUAUCAGGAGGCAACAAUUGAGAAGAUCCUGCGCUUUCUUAAGGGAAACCAAGACCUACUGGAUAGCUCCAAAGAGCAGAAGAAGAAAUAAAAACUACUGGUAGGUUGCAGUAACUCCCAAGUGAUGCCAAAAAUCCACUGAACUGGCCAGCGGUCGUCUCCGUAUGUGUUAUCAGGUACAGAAUACGCCUUUUGUGUCUCAGGAACAGUAGAAGGUUUAACAUGCUCAUAUGUAUGCUACUGUAUACCACAAUUUUUCAUUUUUUUAAGUUUACAUGGCAUAAUUAUUGCUAUAUAUAGUAUAUAUAUUUACAUGUACACUGGCUUUGGAAUGUCAUGUAAUCUGUGAAACUACUGGUUCAUAUUUAAGAUUUGCCUCUAUUCUCCAUUGCGUUCGGUAUGUAUUGGUACUAAGCAAAUAUUAGUCAGCUGGAGGAAAACGCAUUCUCUAUGUAUUUAAGCUUAAAGGACUAAAAUACAUGUAGCAACAGAGAAUACAAACAGGAAGCACAGGGACAUAAUGUCGAUGUAGAGAGGCGGGUAUGGGAUUUAAUCUUUGUCAAACGCCAUCUUUUAUUAUUCAAUAAAGGAAGUACAACCUGGCAAAGACACCGUUCAGCAUUCUUUUUUCAUAAAGUGCUUAUCAAAUUGAUCUACAGAAUGAAAAGAAUGUAUCAUCAGACGUAUACGUUUAUUAUUUAUUGAAGAAAAACUUUUACCAGUACAAAUACAGGUAGGAAAUACUAUCAAAGUGCAAUUCUUUUCAGUUGAGAACUUUGUUUUAAUGGCAUCAUAACCUUCAUCACUUCACUUCUCAGUCAAACAUUAAAAAUUAAAUGAAUAAAACACAUACAAAAACAGUACUGACAGAUCAUAGAGGAAAAAAUGCAGAUUAAUCCAAACAAGCUUAACCCCUACACUUCCCCGAGUGCAUUUUAACGCCGAUUAGGCAGCUCACAGUACUUCUAGGAUGUGACCCCUGAGUCAUGUUGUGUCUGUCCGUGUGCUUGGGGACUAUCCAGUGUUGGACCAUCUGCUUUGAGGAGGUCAGCAGGGGGUGGAACUGUAACUCGGUAAUCCCUAACUGCUGCUACCGUUUCCCUUUGUUCUGCUGUCAAUUAUUCACAUAUUUAUGUAUUUAUUACAGUAAGAUAAGGAUGUAGCUAAGUAAAUAUAUUGCAAUUAAAUUAAAUGGUACUGUUAUAUAGUAGGAAUUCACAUUUUAUAGCCUGAUAACUAAUGACUAUCAUUUAAACUAAUAACAGUAGUCUUGUCUAUGAUAUGAUUACUUAAAUAUUGCAUUGACAUUUGUAUUAAUUGAAAAAAUAAAAAUUCAUUAACUGAGUAACACUUUCAGGCACCUUACACAUUUUUAGAGAUCAAAGGAAUAAAAGCAUAAAAACAUCUUACAAAUGUGGAGUUAAAAGUUUUCCCUUCAUUGUGCUUUUGAUGGUCAAGUAUGAUCGUUUUUAGUGAAAUCAGUCACUAAAUGGUCGAUUCUUCCCACUUUCAAGUAAAACUGUGGAUGAUGACUAGUCUGUCCGGUAUGCUCUGAAUAUAAACACAAGAUAAACAUCUUUGCCAUUGUCAGGAUGCUGUAGACUCGCUUAAUUCUCUCCGCUCCAAACAUUGCAGCCUCCUGGAGAGACAGUGGCAUACGUUAUCAAUAUACAACUACAGUAAUUGACUUUCUUUUUUUUUUUGCUUGAUGCGUGGAAUGGAGACUCACCCAAUUAUUCCAGCAGGGAUGAGGAGGAUGAUGGCGGCAAACAGGAAAGCAAAGCCCUUCAUGAAGUGCAGUGUGGCCGGGUAGAGAGCGUUGAAAAGACCACUACCCACCAGGAAACACAAGCUCUCCACACAGGCCACGGAGGAAAAGAGCGCACCUGGCAGAGAGCACACAUUUCAGCAUGAACAACCAACAGCCAAAACAAAUAUGGAGUGCAAUUAAGUGACAAAGCUAAUUUAACUUGGUAUAUAAUCUGACUAUAGAUUCUACAUAUGGAUCCUGUGCAUUUAUAGCACGUGAUACGUGACUAGACUAACCUUGUUCGGACUGGCUCACCAGCUUGGACAGCUUGGACCGGAGCACAGGUGUAGAAGCCACAAAGAACAGCAGCAGACCAUAACCUGUUGAUGGACGAAGUAGAAACACAACAUUUGAGGAGAAAUAUGAUCUCAGGGAAGAACUAAAUUAGAAACACUUAUAUGCUAGGACUACGUUAAAAAGCCAUAGCAUUUCAGUAUGUGGAAUCAAACUAUGGAAUGGAUUGAGUAAGACCCUCAAACAAUGCACAACGAUGAGCCAAUUCAAGAAACAAUACAAGCAGUUGAUGUUUGCUAAAUACAAGGAUGAAGAGUCUUGAACCAGUCAUGAUGUGCUAUAUAUAUCACUAUAUUGACACUUACUAUGGUACACAUUAUGUCAUUGGAUGGUCAUAUCACCUCGUACUUCGGUACGUGACAAAAAAAAAAAUUAGGAAAGCAGGAAGUGAACAAAUGUAACAGUUACUGUUGUAUUGUAAAAGUACCAGAUGGAGGAGUAGGAUUUAAUAAGCUUUGCUUCUUCCUACUCCUUUUGGACAUGUGGAACUGUGAAUUGAUUAUGGGAUGCACUCAAUUGUAAUCUGAUGCAUAUUCAAAUGAAAUAAAACCAUUACUAUGAAUUGUAG